This is a messenger RNA of Haliotis rufescens (red abalone), 1482 nucleotides long. Its product is annotated as growth arrest and DNA damage-inducible protein GADD45 gamma-like. Gene Ontology annotation, biological process: regulation of cell cycle. The transcript has 5 exons. NCBI's taxonomy places the organism in Eukaryota, Metazoa, Mollusca, Gastropoda, Lepetellida, Haliotidae. Bases 84 to 635 code for a protein of 183 amino acids. The record is from RefSeq and is a predicted model, not a curated record. Gene Ontology annotation, cellular component: cytoplasm; nucleus.
GGGUUGAGCUAAAGUCUGAUACCAGUAGUGUGUCAGCACAUUCUUGUUGUGAAUCUGCUCUUGAUAGGACGUGUGUGUGUUUCAUGAAUAUUGUUGGAUAUACCUGUGCAGAAUUCGGAGUACCUUUAAUCAUGACACUGACAGAAUACGACGAUAACAGCAAAAUGCAGCAAAAACCACAGAAUCAGCUGACUGUAGGCCACGCCCUCAGAGACACCAUUUGGCAGGGCUUAGAGCAAGGAAGAUUGACUUGUGGAAUGUUCGAAUGUGCAAAGCAUUUGGAAAUAAACCCCCAUAACAUCAUGCUGUGUGUCCUGCCCGAGGAUAUGGUUGGGGAUGUAUCAGUGCACAUCCAUCACACGCUCAUCGAGGCUUUCUGCAUGGAAAACAACAUCAGACUUGUCAGGGUUGAUAGCGAAGACAAAUUGGCUUCUGUUGUCAAGUGUCGCCCAGGGCAGAAGAUGAACGACAACGAUGUUGCUGGUGGAAGGGUCACUUAUAGCGACGCAGGUUGCGUCAUCGUGGAUUACCCGGAGGAAGACCUCAGUCCUGCAGAAGUGAUGGUGACGACGUUCUGCAAGUCUGUGGCCGGGAAAGGGUAUGGCCCGGCGUCCUUGGUGACAAUACCCGCAUGAACAUGACUGACAGCAAAUGGACAAUCUGAGGGAAAACCACAUCCCGAAAAUAUCCUAAAAAAAUGAAGAGCUCUUCAUGCCGGUGAGACAUCUUAGAUAGCAGCUGCCGAGUUGGAUCUAAUGUCUCAAACCGUAGAUGGGUUGAAGUCAUCUUCAUUGAUACAUAGCCAUUGUCUCAUCAACACAAUUGGUCAUGAAAACGCCAUGAUUCAGGACGAGAGACAGGAUUGGUCACUGGUACCGGUUAUCCUACAUCAUCAACAGAUCGCGUGGGGUGUUGUUAAAAACGACUCCCAUCACGUUGUCAACGAACAACGGAAACGAACCAUGCGAAUGAACUGUGAAAGAACAUCGGAAUUCGAUUGGAUAUCACCUGAACAGUGUGUUUGAAACAACAUUUCAUGGCAUUCAUCUAUGCAAAAAAACAUAAAAGCAAAAAUGUGUAUAUAUAACAUGUGACAAAGUGACGAUAUGUCGUCUGGGAAGAGACAAACAUCGUAGUGCAUCAACGCACAGGAACAUGUGACAUUAUCUUAGGGUUACCUGCCCUUGAACCACACAUCGACGAAGGAGGGGAGCUGUGAAAGAGCUCAGAGAAGCUCGACUCUGCCGAUCAGCUAACGGCUAAACAAAGUAACGGGACUCUGUGUUAGCAUUGUCCUGAUACUUUACGCAAUAGACAAUUGUUUGUCAAUUCAUUUUAGACAAAUUAGAAUGUUAUAUUUUUUAGCUUGUUUCUUUGACAUUUGUAAAAGUAAUCAGUCUUCAAUGUUACUGUUUUCAUUUUGUAUCAGGUUACUUAUAAUGUUUAGUUAUUUUGUAUAGAAAUAAAAAAAAUUAAAAGCAA